Messenger RNA from Penicillium griseofulvum, 732 nucleotides. RefSeq names its product Ras small monomeric GTPase RasB (gene rasB). Gene Ontology annotation, cellular component: plasma membrane. Gene Ontology annotation, biological process: signal transduction. Lineage: Eukaryota; Fungi; Ascomycota; Eurotiomycetes; Eurotiales; Aspergillaceae. Gene Ontology annotation, molecular function: GTPase activity; GDP binding; GTP binding. The record is from RefSeq and is a predicted model, not a curated record. The coding region runs from base 1 to 732 and encodes 243 amino acids. The transcript is spliced from 2 exons.
AUGGCUGGAAAAAUGACGUUGUACAAGCUGGUGGUGUUGGGAGAUGGAGGUGUUGGAAAGACCGCCCUUACCAUUCAGCUGUGUCUUAAUCAUUUUGUCGAAACAUACGAUCCAACCAUCGAAGAUUCAUAUCGGAAACAAGUCGUGAUCGAUCAACAAUCGUGCAUGCUCGAGGUGCUGGACACAGCGGGUCAGGAAGAAUAUACCGCACUACGAGACCAGUGGAUCCGGGAUGGGGAAGGUUUUGUACUGGUGUACAGCAUCACAUCGCGCGCCUCAUUCUCCCGCAUCACAAAAUUUUACAACCAAAUCAAGAUGGUCAAAGAAUCGUCAAGCUCCGGUUCGCCUUCCGGUCCUAGCUACUUGAACUCGCCCAUGAGCACAUCAUCGGGUCCCGCAAUGCCCGUCCCCGUCAUGCUAGUUGGCAAUAAGAGUGACAAGGCUGUAGAGCGUGCAGUCUCAGCACAGGAAGGCCAAGCAUUGGCCAAGGAGCUGGGAUGUGAAUUUGUUGAAGCCUCCGCCAAGAACUGUAUCAACGUGGAGAAGGCCUUUUAUGACGUUGUCCGCAUGCUACGCCAACAGCGACAACAGAUGACAGGUGGACGUGGCGGAGACCGUCGUCCGACAGGCUUUGGAUCGGGCCACCGCGAUCGCGACGCAGGCCCCGAAUAUCCCAAGUCCUUCCGUCCUGACCGGUCUCGACAUCGCAGUCGUCUCUGUACUCUCUUGUGA